AUGUUACGAAGAAAGGCUCAUUCAUCGCGUCAUUUCAACCAUGCCUCAUUAGCAGUCAUCUUUCUUCUUCUUUCGAUUGCCUUUACUCCAUCUUCCAACGCACACAUUUUGGGUCAAACCCGUCGGUUGGAAACUGUGAGUCAACGGAGUGUGGAAGUUAUCAAUAAAUCAGGACGACGUGUCGAUGUCUUUUGGGUGAACACUGCAAAUCCAAAGCAGGAAGAAUUCGUUUCACAGUCCGAAAAUGCAGAUGGAGUGGCUUAUGGAGCAGCAGCCUCCAUCAAUUCCUAUGUGGGUCAUACCUUUGAAGUUCGAGAAAUGCCAGGAAAGAACUCGGGGAAAUGCCUUCGGGAUCCAUGUUGGAAGGCACGAUUUACCGUUAGCACCGAACAUGAACAAGAGGUUCGCGUCAAAAAGGGUUUCAUCUUAGAUCAUACUGGCAGCUAUCAACGAUCCGUCAAAGUCGCACGAACAUUGUACGAAGAGUGCGAAGAACAAGUCAACAGUAGUGAACAAGGUAGCGACUUGGACAUUAUUGAAGUGAUUGAUGCCAUUUCCGCUUGCAUGAAAGAAAAGACCGAUGCCAAGUUGGAAAAACAACAAGAAGAAGUCGACUUUCAGUACAAGCUUCGAGCCCAAAUGGCCGAAAGCAUGGCACCCUUGGCUUGUGGCGAUGUCAAUUAUACAGUGACUGACGAAGGGAAGAACGUAUCUUGGGCGUACACAUCCAGGAACCAAGAUGGUCGUAGACGUGGGGAAACCCACUACAAGCUUCGCGUCUUGCAUGAACGGCCCACUUCUUACAUUGCCUCCAUUCCUGGUUUUGUGGCACACGACGAAUGCUUGGCACUCCAGCAUUUUGAAGAAACCUCACAAGAUGGCAGUGUUAGUUUCGCCACCAUGGACAAAUUCCGAGCGGCACCACAGAAGUACAGUUCGUCCUUGAUGCAUUUGACGGACAAGCUCACUUCGCUUCUAGGGGAAUACUUGCACUGGCCAGAAUUGGACGUAUCGACUUUAUCGGAGCACGACGAUCGGCUCUUUCAAGUGCACAAGGACCCAACGGGCGGCAUGUCCGUUCCAGCACUCUUGUGUACGGCUGGUGAUUUGGAACUGGAGAAGGAAACUGGUGUAAGGGACUGCAAACUGCCUGGAGAAGGCCCAAUGUUGGUCCCAACGACUCACUUUCAAGUGGAUCCGCCUCAAGAAGAAGGAGUCGACUCUUACAGCAAAGUCGCCACGGCCUUUGUCUUUUGCGAAGAUCCCAUCAAUAAACAAUUAGGAGCCUUGCACUUUCCACAUGCCGGUGUGCACAUUGCUCCCCAAAAGGGAAUGGUCGUCGUUGCGAUUCAUCGCAAAAAGGCCGAGACCGAGUUUGAUGGGUAUGUCCACGACUAUCACUUUUGUCCCAAUCAUCAAUUAUACACACAAUCGUUCUUUGAGAAAGAGUCUGUGGCGCAGGAAUCAUAG
This is a messenger RNA of Cylindrotheca closterium, 1470 nucleotides long. Lineage: Eukaryota; Bacillariophyta; Bacillariophyceae; Bacillariales; Bacillariaceae. The record is from the annotation of a GenBank genome assembly.